Purpureocillium takamizusanense is the source of this 895-nucleotide messenger RNA. It is a transcript of the gene ALG13, whose product is annotated as N-acetylglucosaminyldiphosphodolichol N-acetylglucosaminyltransferase. Lineage: Eukaryota; Fungi; Ascomycota; Sordariomycetes; Hypocreales; Ophiocordycipitaceae. Gene Ontology annotation, cellular component: extrinsic component of endoplasmic reticulum membrane; UDP-N-acetylglucosamine transferase complex. Bases 60 to 692 code for a protein of 210 amino acids. Gene Ontology annotation, biological process: dolichol-linked oligosaccharide biosynthetic process. Gene Ontology annotation, molecular function: hexosyltransferase activity. The transcript is spliced from 3 exons. The record is from RefSeq and is a predicted model, not a curated record.
CUACAUUGUCUACGUACCAGCUGAGAGCUCUGUGCCUUUCUCUCCAACAUCUCCCCAGUAUGGCGGCAGGCGAACAGCCUUCCCAGCGCUACUGCCUGAUCACUGUCGGAGCCACUGUCGGAUUCGAACAGCUGACCAAAACAGCGCUCGAGCCGUUAUUCUGGCAGUUCCUCCAGGACAGGGGCUUCAGCAACCUCCGUAUCCAAUGCGGACCCGACGUGCCCUGGGCAAGCGCCAAAUUGGCACAAAUCGAGCACGAGGUCCCACCCGGUUUCUCGGUUGAUGUGUUUGACGUGAGAAGGAAUUUGAUGCUCGAGGAAAUGGUCCUUUGCAAGCCCACCGCGGGGCAACGCGGGCAGGGCCUUAUCGUCUCCCAUGCAGGUACCGGCACUAUACUCGAUGCCUGGAAGGUGGGCGUUCCCCUCAUCGUCGUCCCCAACACCGGCUUGCUCGACGACCAUCAGACGGAGUUGGCCAAACAUCUCGCCCGCGAGGGCUACGCAACAAUGGCUAAGCCCAGCCGCCUUGACCUUCAAGAUGCUAUCCAUAAGGCAGAGCUUCUUGUUGAGGAGAACAAGACGCGCUGGCCGCCACAUUCAGUAAGCAAUCAGCAGCGCGGUGCGGCUCGAUUGUGGGAUAUCAAGCCCGUCGAGGUCAAAGCAGAGGAGGUUUCUCAGAUGACACACGAUUAGGCGUUGGGGGUCAGGGGUGCUCCACGGCAGCGCCAUGAGGUUCAGGUAAGAUGAUGGCGUUGAUGGACUCGAUCUUGUAUCUACUCGUCCCACUAUUUCGCGAGAUACCCACUACCUGGUUCGGCGAGUACCUCGCAUGUCGUCGUUGCCUCUACGGUAGAUUUGCAACCUUCCAAAUUUUGACAGUCGCGUCUCCGCCGGCG